CUCUCUUCCCCCCCCCUCAUUGUAUUUACGGGCCCUUCAGUUGAAGAGCACGAGGAGGCUAAUCUUUGCUGUGUCUUUUUAACUCUGCUUCCCCAGAUUUGAAAAAAUUUAGGCUUGUAUGUAUAUUUUUACAUAAUUUUAUUAAAUGAGGAAAAAAGGUGGAAAAGCAGGCUCAAUCGUAUUGUUAAAGAGAAAUUGGGAGGAAGAGGGUGGCAAAUAUAAUUGUCUAAUUUUGUAUGCAUGCUCCUGCAAGAAAUGACAGGAUUAUGUUUGCUUGCAUUUAACUGCAGCCUUGCACGCGAAUAUAAUUCUGUACACACACGCGCGUGCGUGCACACACACACACACACACACACACACCAGUAUUGUUAAUAGUCAAGGAAGCAAAAUGUGUGCACUUCAAAUAAGUUGGGAUAUGAGUUUCACAGAAUGUAUUAAGGCUUUAAAGUCUCCCAGCAAGCUUUAUCCAGUUCAGCAAGAUGUAUUUUGCACAAAAUACCACACUUUCUUGUGUCCUGGCUUCCUAAGGAAAUCCCUUUCCCCUUUAAACAAUCAAGGAAUAAUUUUCCUAUUUCCUCUCCCUCCCUUGCUCACUUUUCUGAGAAGCCAAAAUACCAACUUACUGGUAGUUAUGGGACAGGCUGUGAUGCCUUUGCUGCCGCAUUCUUUACAUUCCUCUUGUAAGUGUAUCUGCCAAAGGUCAAAAUGGUAGGUGAGCCAUAGACAAACACCUAGACUUGUCCUAGUUCUCCUGCCAUUAUUUUGCACAGACCCUCUGGAAAGCAGAAAAUACUCUGGGUUGGCUGUAUUGCUCAGCAUCUGAAGAUUUCUGAUGGUGGGACUAUUUCACUUAUAAAGUGCAGAAUCAAAAUCCUCUUCUUCUAUCCAAUCUCUAUUCCCAGCCACUUGGUCAAGUUUGCAGCAUUGUCAAGCUGAAUCCCCAGAAAGAUGGUUCCCAGACAAGAAGAUGGCAUCAGGUAACCCCAAAGAACUGGAUCCAGGAAGUCAUCCUGCACAGAUAGGAGAGGGCACUCUGGAAACUGAGUCCGUGUCACUGGCUGUAGGGGAAGGGUUCCCAAAUGCAAUUUCUCUUUCAUUUUCUGUCAAGAGUCGCUCUGCACAGGAUCUCAAUCUGCAGCUACAAGAGGCAGCAAGAAAGAAAUUAUGGGCCCUGGAAAAUGAUGAUAAAGAUGUUUGUGCUGUUUUCAAGGAGCUGUCAGCCAGGCUGGUAUGCAUCCAGGCACAGGAGAAUCGCUUUCUGCUCUCCUUCAGAACUGUGGAAGAAAUCUGGAAGUUUUCCACUUAUUUGGCACUUGGAUAUGUGGGUUGCUGCCUGGAACAACUUCUCUUCACUCCUGAGUACUGGUUGAACUGUGCUCAGGUAGAUGAUACUGAGAUCAUUGUCACGGUUGAUGAGGACUGCAUGGCCACCAUGUAUCUGGGUCUUCUGCUGCAGGAAGGCAGCUUUUUUGCCAGAGCAACACUCACCAUCCUUGCAGAAGAAGAAGAAGAGGAGGAGGAGGAGGAUUUAAAACUCCUCAAGAAUGAAUUAGUCCAUGUGAAAGACAUUGGACAUGAAACCAAGUGGGAAGGGACAUCACUGUUGACCGAUCAGAGGGGUCUGAUAUCUAUCACAACUAUAGAGCCAUUGCCCCCUCCAUUUUACCAGUGGUUUUUGAAGAACUAUCCAAUCAGUUGUGGCAUAUCCAAAGAAAUCAGUGGGUCUGACUCUUUGCAGAUUGGGCAAGGGAGAUGCACAGCUAUGGAAGAUCACAGAGGAAAAAGCUGGGAUGAACUGAGUUACUGCAAAGGGGAUAUCCUAGAGGUGAUCGGCUUUCUCAUUCCGGGUCUCCGUUGGUUUAUAGGGAAAUCCACAACUAGCGGGAUAAUUGGCUUUGUCCAGACCAAAUCAGUACAGCUUGAGAAUUAUGAAUCAAUGAGAAAGAACCCUGUAUUCUUCAGUGAAGAAGAAAUUUCUGCCUUCCUCCAGGCUCCAUGUAAUGACAAUGAGGUAUAUUACAGUAAUCUUCUUAAUGAAUGGGCACAGACAGACAUCACCUCUGUAUAUAGACUUGAUGGCUUUGAACCUAUUGCAAUGUACCCACAAAGACCAUCAGAUGCUGCUGUACAUGGACAUAAGAAUGGUUGGAUAUUUGAAAAUUGGGGGAAGCAAUCUUAUAACAGUUUAUUUACUCAUACUGAUUCUGAGAAGUCAACUCCAGUGGUUGAAUCUUCACCUUUCACCCUUGAACAUUUACUUCUGCCAGAGCCAGAUGACCUUGAUGACCCCAAGUUCUUUAUUGAUCUAAAUGCUGGGCAUAUGGAAGACUGUGAUGUGUUUGAUCCUAUACUGACUUUCCUCAAUCAAGAUAGCUAUGUGCCUCAUUUCCAAAGUCUCUAUGACCUCUCCUUUUCCUUCCUCAGUUCUACCUUAUAUGGUUUCACCACUGAAGAGGAGUUAGUCAUAUAUCUGGAGACAUCCAGGAACUGGGCUAAGAGGGGCCACCUUGCUUGGGCUCAUAUUCGGAUAUGUUAUCUUUUGGGCCGCCUCUGUGUCAGGAAGGCCAAGUUCUCCCAAGCACGAGUCUACUUUGAGGAAGCCAUGAAUAUUAUGGACAAGGGGUUUGAAGAUCUACCUCUACUUACCUCAUUACAUGCAAAUCUUGCUGCCAUUUAUCUAAAACAAAAGAUGAAGCAAAAGUUCUUAUCCAUGAUUGGGAAAGGGAUGACACUCCUGGCCUGCAUGUCUGGACACUGCUUCAGUUCUGAGACUGAACUAGAAGUUAUGAUGUAUAUCCUGAGAGAAGCCAUUGCUGUAGGCAACACAACAAUGGAGAUUCGGUCCUGCUUCCUCAUUGUCAGACUCUUCUUGCACCUGGGCAAAUAUGAUGAGGUCCUUCCUUUUGCAGAACGUUUGCAGUUUCUGAAUGCACAGCUUACCAGCCAGGCUACCAAUGCAUUUCCUUUAGAUACAAUGCCUUUUCUUGCCUAUCUGUAUGGAAAAAAGUAUGUGCCCCAUGUAGCUUUAGCAGCUGCCAGGAUGGUCUCCCCCAGCAAUAUAAAAGGUGGCUUCACACCCAUUUGGAGAGCUGGAUUCAUCCUUGCAAACACUUCUAAACUCUUGAAAGUCCAAGAGAAAAGCAACAACAGCAUCUCAGCAUUGGCUUGCUUCUAUCUGCAUUGUGGGUUGUCCUUCUCCCACGAAGCUGGGACUGUAUCUACUGAAAAAGCCUUGUGUGCACUUUUAUCCAAACUGUACCUCAAAUAUGGCAUGCUAGAAAAGGCUGUGCAUUACUCCAACCAAGCCGUUGCCCUUGGUAAAGUGAUGGGUGAAGAAGAAGCAUUUGAAGCAUCCCUUUCUUUGGGGUGGUUGUUUAUUUUGAACAGCCUACCAGAAAAGACCUCAGAGAUCAUGCAAUACCUCCUGUGUUCUCUGCGGCAGACAGACAGUGUCACACAAGAUGGGGUCGUUCACAAUCUUUUAGCCAUUGCCCUUACAAGAGAAGGGCAGGUGCAAAAGGCAGCAGAGAACUACUUAUGGGCCUUGAAGAAAGCCCAGGAAAAUGGAAAUCAGCGUAACCAAGCCAUUGCCUUAGCCAACUUUGGUUGCCUGGUCACAUCUUUGGGGGCUUACUAUUUAGGCGAAUACUAUUUUCUCCAGGCCAUUCAGCUGUAUUUUGAACUCCAGGAUGGUGAUGAUACACAGAUGGAACUGGUGCACAUUUUGUUAUGGGUGGCUCAGUCCAAGCUAGUGAGGUAUAAGGCAGAAGAAGGCAUUGUCUUUUAUGAGCUGGCCUUGGCCAUUGCCUUGAAGACUCAAAAUGUGAUAAGUCAACUUCAUGUCACUGAGUCCCUCUGCCAUUUCUAUAGUAAAGUGCAUCCUGAUAUCAGAGCCUCCAUUCUAUACCACGAGCACCACGUUCUCCUAGCUCGGCAUCUCCAGGACAGAGAAAAAGAAGGUCACCUUCUACAGGUCCUCAGCCAGCUCUACCAAAGUUUACAAACACCCAGAUCUUUGAAACAGGCAUUGGAUUCUACCAAGCAGAGCCUAAGAAUAUUUAUUGAUCUGGAGGAAAUUAUUAAAACAGCCCAGGCCUGGUUACAGGCUGGUAAGCUCUAUUAUCAAAUGCAAGAGAAUGAACUUGUGGAAAUGUAUUUACAGGCAUCCAUAGAGACAGCACUGAAACCCAAAGAGCUGCACCUGGCCAUGGAAUUAUACGAAGAGGCAGGAGAUGUCUUCUUCAAUGGAAUCAAGAACAGGCACAAGGCAGUGGAAUAUUACAGGGGAGGAGCUAUACCUUUGGCCAGGAAACUGAGAGACACAAUAACGGAGUUGAGAGUGUUCAACAAGCUAGCUGAACUCCAAAUUGGGCUCCACAAUUAUGAAAACGCUUUGGAAUUUGCUACCUUGGCAGUCAGACUCAGCGUGGAUGUAGGAGAUCAUUUGCAAGAAUUGGUUGCCUUUCAUCGGCUGGCAACUGUAUAUUACCUUCUGCAAAUGUAUGAGAUGGCUGAAGACUGCUACUUGAGGACGCUCUCUUUGCAUUCACCAGAACUGCAAGGGGCUCAAGAAGCCAUAUAUUACUCUAAGGUUUACUACCGACUGGGAGAUCUCACUCUCCACAAAUUAAAGGAUGAGCAAGAUGCAGCCAGUUACUUCUUCUUGGCCUUGGCUGCUGCCACUGAGUUUGAUGACUGUGGUUGGCAAGGCAAGAUCCAAGCCAGGUUGGCUCAAAUAUUUACUGAUACCCAAACAAAUAAGAAUCCAAGUGGGUGGACAACCUAUCGGGCCCGAUGGUUAAGCGAAGGAAGACAUGAUGUAUGAGCCAUCUGUUAAUAGAAUUCACAGCUCUUGAUGAAAGGACAUCAUUGUCCCUCUGCCAAGAAAAGAAGAGAAUUGUCAAUCUGGUGCUUCUAGUCCCUUGUGUUUCUGAAUGAAUAGAAAUCUUGUGGGCUGUUGUAAAUGGAUAUACACUGGCCAUCAGCUAAUGUGCGAGUGUGAGUGAAAAAGCAAGCUCAUUUUUUAAAUUUUAUUUUAUCAGCUACAUGUAAAGAAGACUUCAUUCACAUACAUGGGCCUUAUUUAAGAGAUUAGAGGACGUAAAAAAAUCAGUUAAAGCAAGACUGAGAGCCAGCUGGUUAUAAUGAUUAAGACACUAGGUUAGAAACUGGGUGAGUGUGAGUUCUAAUCUUGCCUUAAGCACAAAGCAAGUUGGGUGACCUUGGGCCAGCCAAUUUCACUCUUUAGCCAACCACUUCUGAAAAACCUCACCAAGAAAACAGCAGACUUCUUUGGGCAGUCUCUGAGAAUCAAUGUCAUUGAACAGAAGGGGGAGGAAAAGCAAGAUAAUGAAUGCACACCAUAAAAGCUGAAAAGAUAUGGGGGUGCAGAUUGUGUGUGAUAAGAAAUAAAUGGAGCUGAUCCUUGGAGAGAAUAUUCAACAUGCACCCAUUCAUCCUCAGUACCAAAAGACAAAGUCCUUUACAAGAUAGCAAUCAACAGAAAGCCUCUUGACAGCCUGAGAAAGAGUGCGAGAAAUUGCUCUUGCAACAAAUGUGAUUCUUUGUUCCUGUGUAUCUCAUCAGUUAUCUGUGCUUAGACCAGGAAAGGGACAGAAUCCACCCACUCUGCUCAAAAGGCUAAACAAAACCAGAUCUAUGUUUCAGUGGAAAACAUCAUGAAAUCCCAGGGUUCAAGCUGGCUAUGAAGUAAAAAAAAAAAAGCAUCGCAAUAAAUUGCUUCUAUAUUAUUGCCAAGAAAAUAAUGCAAGAGCAUGCAUAAAGUCACCAAGGGCUAGGUAUAACUCAAAUACUUAUCAGUAUUUAUAUUUAUUUUGGUUUCUCAUUAAUAUCUGCCUCACACUUCAAAUAAACUAAGAUCUCAAAAGGACCCUUUGGAAAGGAUGGAAACGAGAAUACCAUAUCCUAAGUAUGGUUAAAUGAGCUCUUCAGAGGUAUCUCCUUCCUUCUUAAUGGAUUGUGUUGCCAGCUCUCCACUGAUCCUGAAGAAGAAAGGAAAUGGCCCCUGUAUAUCUAGAGAAGGAGGGAAGGACAUGAUUGGAAGCUUCUUGGGAAAGCAAAGAAACCUCCAUACUCAGCCAGAUGUAUUGGGCUUCCAUACUGCUGGAAGGUGACUACAAAACUUUCAGAUUCUUUCUCUCAGUGAGAUACCCUCAGGAAGAGCAUGCUUACCACACUACUAUAGCUGUAUCUGACAUGUAGCUCAUUGGAUUUCUUUGAAUCAUUUGCUCUCUGCCCAUCCUACCUCACAGGAUUAUGAAGGUCUUUUAACAAACUACACAUGAGAUGACCUCUAUGCAUGAUGGCUUGAUUUGAUCUCUUUAGAAGAAAGUCAGGAAAUAAAGACAUACACUUCUUUUUGCCUGUAAA
Messenger RNA from Crotalus tigris (Tiger rattlesnake), 6390 nucleotides. RefSeq names its product SH3 domain and tetratricopeptide repeats 2 (gene SH3TC2). Gene Ontology annotation, biological process: regulation of ERBB signaling pathway; regulation of intracellular protein transport. Gene Ontology annotation, molecular function: protein binding. NCBI's taxonomy places the organism in Eukaryota, Metazoa, Chordata, Lepidosauria, Squamata, Viperidae. The record is from RefSeq and is a predicted model, not a curated record. The coding region runs from base 968 to 4825 and encodes 1285 amino acids. Gene Ontology annotation, cellular component: recycling endosome. The transcript has 18 exons.